This is a messenger RNA of Hyaloperonospora brassicae, 1434 nucleotides long. The record is from the annotation of a GenBank genome assembly. NCBI's taxonomy places the organism in Eukaryota, Oomycota, Peronosporomycetes, Peronosporales, Peronosporaceae.
AUGGUUCGACGCGUGUGGCUUUCGAUGGCGCUGGUGCCUGCCAUCGCAUCCGCGGGGCAAAUGGGCGAGAAGGGUUCGGUCUUCACCGGCGAAGGCACGUCGUACGUGCUCGGCCAAGUCUCGAGCGGCAACUGCAACUUCAUGUACGACCCCGGCGUCGGGACCAACUACGCGGCGCUGAACAACGACCAGUGGGAGUCGACCAACAACUGCGGCCGCUGUGCCAAAGUCUCGUGCGACGACGACCGGUGCCCCGACAAGAGCAAAUCGGCGGUGGUGUACCUGCUCGACCGGUGUCCCGAGUGCGUGCACGGCGACUUGGACUUGUCCCCGGAGGUGUUCAAGGAGAUCACGGGCAGCCACCCGUCUCGGUACAAGAUCAAGUGGGAGUUCGUCGACUGUCCUGUCGAGGGCAACAUCCAGUACUGCACCAAGAGCGGCAGCAGUAGCCAUUGGCUCGCGAUCCAACCGGCCAACUUUGCCAAUGGCAUCGAGAGCAUGCGGAUCGCCAAUCAGGCCGUCACGAUGGUGGACUCGUGCUACUACUUCCUGCUGAACAACGGGGUAAACGUCGACAUUUCGGCGGUGGAGAUCGAGCUCACGUCCGUGGCGGGUGAGAAGAUCACGGAGAAGCUGUCACUGACGUCCAACGUGUGCACUGCCGGCACGUCCAAUUUCGGCGCAAGUACGUCGCAGAACUCGGCCAUUCAGUCGGAGCCCCCGAAGCCGCCACCGGUGACUCCCGUUCCGCAGGUGGACUCCCCGACGGCUCCAGGACUGGUGCGUCCUGCUGUAUUGCCGUUGCCUCCAACUCCGCCGAUCGUGAACGCGCCGGCACCUCCUACUCCGAACAUCUUUGUCAAUGGCGUCCCCCCUCAAAAGCAGCUCCCUCCGCAGCCACCGAUGCAGCCAUUGCCUGCACAGCCCCCUGUACAGCCACCGAUGCAGCCAUUGCCUGCACAGCCCCCUGUACAGCCACCAACGCAGCCUCCGCAGCGGCCUCCGAUGCAGCCACCUGCGAUGCAGCCGCCUACGCCCGCGCCUGAGCCGGAGGCGAGCAAUUUCAACACAUGGGCGAAGCCUGGACUGGGGGCUCGGAACUUCAGGGCCGGAGAAGUGGUGGCUCCCGGUGGGUCGAAGACUCAGGUGGCGAUUCUGCAGGCCAAUGAAGCCGAUGUGGAAAAGUCGACGGAAGACGGAACGAGCCAACAGGCAAACACCAAGAGCGGUCACGCCUCGUCAGGGACGAGUCCAGUCAUUGUGACGCUCGUUGUCCUGGCGGUUGUGGGUGGGGUCGCUUUGGCUGGCGUUGCCUUCGUCGUGAAGAAGAAGAGAAUGGCCGACAAGUUGGACGACCGGAACGAAGCGGCGAUGCGAGCGUUCGACACGUUCAGCUCUCCCGUGCACUUUGAGAAGACCAUUGCCAAGAUUUGA